Molecule: messenger RNA, 1134 nt
Organism: Nicotiana tabacum (common tobacco)
Lineage: Eukaryota; Viridiplantae; Streptophyta; Magnoliopsida; Solanales; Solanaceae
Source: RefSeq, a predicted model, not a curated record
AUAGAGUAGCUAUAAAUAGCACCUCUUGUAUUGCAUCACACACAAUAUAUCAAUAUAUAUCAUAUUUUCUCUUGUGCCUUCUCACAACUAUAAUUGCAAAAACUAAAAAAGUUAUAUUAUCUCGGUUAAUUUGUGUGUCUUACUUAUAAUUUUGAUGUGUUUUAAAAAAUAAUUAUUUUUAUAAUACUUUCUUUUUAUCUUUAAUGAUACACAAGAUUCCAAAAGUUUUUUUGGAAUGUUAAUCUAAGAUUGAAAAGUGUUUGUUACAUUUGUGUAACCAAUCAAGUUACACAAUAGAAAGGGAAGGAGAAGGAGUACCAACUAAAGAGGGAUCCUCAAAAUUCAUUUCAAACUCGACCAAUCCCCACUCUACUAUGUUGGGUCAAGCUCAGCCACAAACCGUGGAGCAAAAUGAUGACGUAACCGAACUGGAAGAAGCAGGAACACUGGUGGAAGAGGUAGAAUUACUGGAGGAAGAAGUUAAGCAAAAGGCUGAGAGAAUAGCGGAGUACCGGGGCAGAAUUCUUGCUCAGCUUGAAACUAAGCUCUCUUCCAUUUUUGCGGCUCAAAGACCCGUUUUGGAGACCCGUUUUGACGACGGAUCCGUAUUUCAAUCUGGGCCCUCUAGUGAUCCCUGCAGCUCCGAUGUUGGAGGACCAACUAAUAUUGCCAUGUUAGCUGGAGAGGACCGGAAAGAAGCUGAGAAAAUACAGCUCCUUAAAAAGAAGAAUUUGGAGAGUGCUUCUGCUAUACCCGUUGCAUUAAAUAGGAUGAAGGAUUGUAUGGCAAGGAUUGAUAAACUACAAUCAUGCAACGGAGUCAUACAUCCUACCUUUAAAAGGAAAAGGAGUAGCUGACGAGCCUCUGCUAGCUAAAUCUGCUUGAGACUAAGGCAUAGUUGAUUGAUUAAUAUGAUAUUAGCUCACAAUCUAGAAGAUUUUCAAGAUCUGCAUUCGGCGUAACAGUAUAAAACUUUGUGAAGCUGACAUGAGCAUAAACUGAUUGUGUAAUUGUUGAAAAGGAUGGUUUUUGGUUUGUUUUUUGGCUAUCCGAGUCAUAUAUUCCACUUUUGACAACUUAUUUUGGCACCAAAUGGCCAUAUAUUGCAUUCAUGCUAUUCUUUUCCUUCGUUUA